UUUCCUGUUUUGUAGCUGUUCACUGAGGGGCACUGUUCUGACAUGAACUCUCCACAGGAAGUGCUGUUUCAAGCGUUCUAGUCACAAGGGUCUGUUGGCGUUAGAUGAACUGCGUCCACAGCGGAUGUUGAAGAAGGAUGGACCCUUUUGAGGAAACGCUGCAGAGGCUGAAGGAAUCCUUCAACACAGGGAAGACAAAACCGGCCAAGUUCAGGGCUGAACAGCUGCAGAGCUUGGGCCGCUUCCUACAGGACAAUAACAAGCAGCUGCAUGAUGCCCUGGCGGGGGACCUGGGCAAGUCAGCCUUCGAGUCAGACAUGAGUGAGAUCAUCCUGUGCCAGAAUGAGGUGGACCUGGCCCUCAAGAGCCUGCAGACCUGGAUGAAGGACGAGUCUGUGUCCACCAACUUGCUCACGAAGCUGAGCUCAGCCUUCAUCCGGAAGGAGCCCUUUGGCCUGGUGCUUAUCAUUGCACCCUGGAAUUAUCCUUUGAACUUGAUGAUCAUGCCCUUAGUGGGAGCCAUCGCUGCAGGGAACUGUGUGGUACUGAAGCCAUCAGAAAUAAGCAAGAACACAGAGAAGGUGUUGGCAGAGCUGCUGCCCCAGUACCUGGACCAGAGCUGCUUUGCUGUGGUGCUGGGUGGGCCCGAGGAGACCGGGCAGCUGCUGAAACACAAAUUUGACUAUAUCUUCUUCACAGGGAGCCCUCGGGUAGGCAAGAUCGUCAUGGCCGCCGCAGCCAAGCACCUGACGCCCGUCACCCUGGAGCUGGGGGGUAAGAACCCCUGCUACGUGGAUGACAGCUGUGACCCCCAGACUGUGGCCAACCGGGUGGCCUGGUUCCGCUACUUCAAUGCUGGCCAGACCUGUGUGGCCCCCGACUACAUCCUGUGCAGCCAGGAGAUGCAGGAGAGGCUGCUGCCUGCCCUGCAGAAUGCCAUCACGCGUUUCUACGGAGACAACCCGCAGACCUCCCCCAACCUGGGCCGAAUCAUCAACCAGAAACACUUCAAGCGUCUCCAGGGACUGCUGGGCUGUGGCCGCGUGGCCAUCGGUGGCCAGAGCGAUGAGGGGGAGCGCUACAUUGCCCCCACAGUGUUAGCGGAUGUGCGGGAGACGGAGGCUGUGAUGCAGGAGGAGAUCUUUGGGCCCAUCCUGCCCCUGGUGACUGUGAGGUGCCUGGAUGAGGCCGUUGAGUUCAUCAACCGGCGGGAGAAGCCUCUUGCACUGUAUGCCUUCUCUAAAAGAAGCCAGGUGGUCAAACAGGUGCUGGCCAGGACCAGCAGCGGGAGCUUCUGCGGGAACGAUGGCUUCAUGCACAUGACGCUGUCCAGCCUUCCUUUCGGAGGAGUGGGCCACAGCGGCAUGGGCAGGUACCACGGCAAGUUCUCCUUCGACACCUUUUCCAACCAGCGCGCCUGCCUGCUGAGCUGCCCCGGGAUGGAAGAGCUGAAUGACCUCCGUUACCCGCCCUAUAGUUCCCGGAACCAGCAGCUGAUGAAAUGGGUCUUGGGCUCCCAGAGCUGCACCAUCCUGUGAAUGACACCCGACUCCUCCCUCCUGCUGCCCCCGCCCAGAACUACCUGAGCUUUCAGCUGCUCCCAGAUUCCCAGUGGUUCCCAGGAGGCAGGUGACUGGGCCAGCCUGUCACUGGUUGAUUCCUCUGAACAGACCUGCAGCCAGGCAGGACUUCCUGGUGGCUGGUCCAGUCCCUUCCCACAACCCAGCGCCCUCAGCAGCCUCCUGACCCUCUGCUUAGACAGGUCUGCUGACAGAGGAGCCCCUCCCCACAAGGUUGGGCAGAUCUGUUGACUGAGGGGGGUGUGGAGAGGUGGGGGGGGCUUUCUCUGUCAGCUCACAGGGUCCCAAAAGACAGAGCAGCUUCUCACAGCUCCAUCCACAGCUGGAGGGUGGCUUUGUCCCCCCUGAAGAGACAUGAUCUGGAAUCAAGACCAGCUUAAUUGGUGGAAUCUGUCUGAAGC
Meriones unguiculatus (Mongolian gerbil) is the source of this 1981-nucleotide messenger RNA. RefSeq names its product aldehyde dehydrogenase family 3 member B3. Gene Ontology annotation, molecular function: aldehyde dehydrogenase (NAD+) activity. Gene Ontology annotation, cellular component: cytoplasm. The record is from RefSeq and is a predicted model, not a curated record. The transcript is spliced from 10 exons. Gene Ontology annotation, biological process: aldehyde metabolic process. Bases 138 to 1538 code for a protein of 466 amino acids. NCBI's taxonomy places the organism in Eukaryota, Metazoa, Chordata, Mammalia, Rodentia, Muridae.